AUGUUAACUUCUUUUCCCCUUCUCCGUCUUCCUCGAUUGGUCCUGCGCGAGGUAUUCAGAUCAUUGAAUAUCGGUGAGAAAAUCCAGCUCUCCCUCUGCUCCAAGAAAAUCUCCACUCAAAUCUAUAAUGAUCGUUUAUACUCUGAAAAGGUUAUAGUCAAUCUGGACAUGAUCAACCAAGGAAUCAGAGUUCACUCUGAAAUUUACACAGAUGCAUUGGAAGUUUUCACUGAUCUAGAUAUCUGGGAAAUAAACUAUUCAAAUUCUGGAAGAAAUCAAGAAGGAUUUCUAUCUGUUAUUCGGCAUCUAUUGAAGAUGUUUCAAUGCAAGAUUUCAACUGAUAUUAGUACCCAAAAUAGUUAUUUCUAUGAACCAACUAUUUCUGAGUUGCUUGACCAACAAGUGGAGUUCAAGGCGCUCAAUAUCGUACUUGAUGGAUCAAAAGAUCAAAACUUGUUAUGGAAUCAGAUAUCCAGUAAUUUUGGAUUGGUUGAGAAUCUUAAAGUCAUGUCCAAUACUACUAAGCCUGGUUUCAGACCACUUUUCACUUCAUGGCCGCAGAAUAUUAAUAUCAGCACUUCCGCUUGGUUUACUCUGAAAUCUCUUUUGGCGUGCGCUUCCUCUAAAAUUACACUUUUGCAGUCUCAUCUGGAAAACAAGGAUCUGGAUGAAGUACUCAAGAAUUGGAAGGCUGGAGGAUUUCCGAAUCUAGAAUAUCUAUACGUCGAGAGCAAAAAUAUUACAAACAAUGGAACGACAAUUUUGGGAAUGAAUUUGAGGGAAUUAAACAGAAUGGUUAUCCAAACGGAUGAUGGAUCAAAGAAGGCAACUAUUGAAAUUCGCCCCUAUCGUAUUGAAAUGUCUGUGACUCCAUUUGAAUGA
Caenorhabditis remanei is the source of this 882-nucleotide messenger RNA. RefSeq lists its product as uncharacterized. The transcript has 2 exons. The record is from RefSeq and is a predicted model, not a curated record. Gene Ontology annotation, molecular function: protein binding. Gene Ontology annotation, biological process: embryo development. Lineage: Eukaryota; Metazoa; Nematoda; Chromadorea; Rhabditida; Rhabditidae. Bases 1 to 882 code for a protein of 293 amino acids.